Messenger RNA from Hyaena hyaena (striped hyena), 2926 nucleotides. RefSeq names its product APC membrane recruitment protein 2 (gene AMER2). The record is from RefSeq and is a predicted model, not a curated record. Gene Ontology annotation, molecular function: phosphatidylinositol-4,5-bisphosphate binding; beta-catenin binding. The transcript has 2 exons. The coding region runs from base 1 to 1581 and encodes 526 amino acids. Gene Ontology annotation, biological process: regulation of canonical Wnt signaling pathway. Gene Ontology annotation, cellular component: plasma membrane. Lineage: Eukaryota; Metazoa; Chordata; Mammalia; Carnivora; Hyaenidae.
AUGGCGACGCGCGGGCGCGGCGGCGGCGGCGGCGGGGCUGUCAGCGAGCGCGGCGGCGGCGGCGGCGGCGGGGAUCGCGCGUCCGCGGGGGUCUGCGGGAGGAAGGCGGAGGCCGGGGCCGGGGCCCUCGCGGCAGACAUGGACUCGCCCUGCGACUGUGCCGCCGAGACGCCGGCCGCCGAGCAGCCGUCGGGGAAGAUCAAUAAGGCCGCUUUCAAAUUAUUCAAGAAGAGGAAAUCGGGUGGCACCAUGCCCAGCAUUUUUGGGGUCAAACACAAAGGGGACGGGAAAGGCUCGGGUCCGACGGGGAUGGUGAGGAGCAGGACCCACGACGGCCUGGCCGAGGUGCUGGUGCUGGAGGGCGGCAAGAAGGAGGAGCCGCGCGGCGGCGGCGGCGGCGGCGGCGGCGGGGUCCGGCCGAGCCCGGGCGCCCCCAGGGCGGGGGGCUCCGCGGCCCCCAGCGCGGUGGCCAAGUCCCACAGCUUCUUCUCGCUGCUGAAGAAGAACGGGCGGCCGGAGGGCGGCGGCGGCGGCGGCCGGGGCGAGCCGGCGGACGCGAGCAAGGCCGGCGGCAAACAAAAGAGGGGGCUGAAGGGGCUCUUCAGCAGCAUGCGCUGGCACAGGAAGGACAAGCGGGCCAAGGCGGAGGCCAAGGGCGAGCGCGCGGGGGCGCCGGGCGGCCGCGUCCCGCCGGGCUCGCUCACCGCCAGCCUGGAGUGCGUCAAGGAGGAGACGGCCGCGCCCGCGCGCCAGCCGGAGCAGCCGAGCGGGGACGCGCCGCCGGAGCCAGCAGGCUGUGGAGAUAUUAUUGCAGACCCGGAGGACGAGGCAGGUCCCAGCUGUGACAAGCACGCCCCCGGGCCGGGCCGCCAGAAGCCCGGCGGCGUGCUGGCCUACCAAGGCGGCGGGGAGGAGAUGGCGAGCCCGGAGGGGCUGGACGACACGUGCCUCCAGGAAUUCUGGGACAUGCUGUCCCGGGCCGAGGACCCGGCCCCGGGGCCCCCGGCGGCCGCGGCCCCGGGCCCGCAGGCGGCGCCGGAGACGGCCGCGGACGCGCCCUCGGGCAAGCCCCGGAGGCUGCCCCGCAGCCCCGCCGAGCCCCGCCCCGGCGAGGAGCCCGAGGCCGUCGCCGGCCGCGACGACAGCCGCCGCGGCGCCGCCACGCCGGGCCCCGAGGACGCGAGCGGCGCCGAGCAGGCGGCCGUCCCGCGGGACGCGCCCGGCGGCGACGCGCCCUGCGACCCGGACGCCGAGCCCGACGCGGCCGCCCCGGCGGCCGCCCCCGCCGGCGAGGAGGCGUCCUGCCCGUCGCGGCUGAAGCCCGUGUCCCCGGGCGCCAUCACCUGCCCGCUGCGAACCCCGGGCAGCCUGCUGAGGGACUCGAAGAUCCCCAUCAGCAUCAAGCACCUGGCGAACCUUCCGUCCAGCCAUCCCGCGGCGCCCCAGCCGCCAGUCCGGAGUGAGAUGCCCAGAACAAAAAUCCCCGUGUCCAAAGUGCUGGUCCGCCGGGUCAGCAGCAGGGCCCUGGCUGGCACCGCCAUGCGGGCCGCCGCGUGCCACGACGGGGCCAAAAAGUUGUGAGGUCCCCGAAGCCGACGUGGGCGGGCUCUCCCCGGAAACCGCUAACAGAAGUUUCGCUUCCCGAGAAGAAAGGCUCUGAUAAGGCCCGUCCCUGCGCCGCAGCCUGGACCGAGGAGGCCUCUGCGUGGCAAGCAGAGGCAGGAGACGCCGUGGAGGGGGUGCUACGCGGGGGGGAUUGCCCCUCCAGAUAAGUUCCCUGCGAAUUGUUUUCAAGCACUUUUAAUUUUUUUUUUUUUACACCUUUAAAGAAAAUCUUUGUUUUUCCUUUUUGUUUUUUGUUUUUUGUUUUUGCUUUGAUGCGCUGAACACUUGGAAGUCACCUUUACUUGCCUUUGCAGAAAACAGGACUUAACCAAACCUAAGUAGGCAUCGUGCCACGAUAUGUGGCCGUGCCAGGCUCCACAGAGGGCCGGGAGAGCCACUGCCAAGGCCAGAGGAGCCCUUCCUCUCCCAAGACACCUUCUUUCCUUCCUUCUUUUUCUUUCCAGGGAAAAAAUGGAGCUUGAAAGAAAAAGAAAGAAAAGAAAAAAAGACCCUUUGCUGUAUCACUGUGUGGGAAGUACUCUCAAAGCUCAAAGAGCCAGGUAUUUACCUGAGGGGCAGAGGGGACCGUUGAUUGGCAGCACAUUUGCCUACUUUCGGUUGCUGGGUAUGCAAAUAGGGCACUGUCUGUCACUAGGACCAUAAAGGAGCAGUUUGGUUUGGUUGGCUUAGAUCAUUUGUUUGGGGAGAAAUAAAAAGCUCAGCAGAGCGGGUGUUUUUCUUUCUUUCUUUUUUUUCUUUUUCUUUCCCACCCAGUGAAGAAAUUAGGAUCAGGGAAAGAUUUCACUAAAACGCCAAUAGACACAGUAUGUUAGCAUUUAUAACCUGUAACCUUUUCAUGUGUACAUAAUGCAUAUUUUACAGUUUAUCCAGCUGUUAACGUUUUAUAAUCUGUCAGUAACCUCGAAUUUAAAAUCUGGUUUUAUAACUAGUUACGACUACUGUCCCUGAACUAUUGCUGUUCUUUUGUGUUCUGAAACCUAAAGCGAUCCUGUUUUUGUUUUAUAUGGGUUCUCUAGCUCUCAAUGCAGGAAAGCAAAAACAAAGUCUAUUGUGUUGACAUCCCACAGGAAUGGUUCUGUCUUGUCUUGGGUAAGAGCCUAUUUGCUUCUCACCCCCUAAUCCUGGUUUUCAGAGAUUUUUUUACCUUGGUUAUAAAAAUUUUGGGUUCCACCAUUCUAUAAUGUGGGGAGUCCCACAUGAGGACCAUAUACAGACAAACAAUAGAAAAUUCCAGUGUUUCAUGGUAGUUGACUUUUGCUUUCUGGACUUACGAUCGACACAGGUACGUUCAAAAUAUGAC